Phytophthora sojae is the source of this 297-nucleotide messenger RNA. RefSeq lists its product as hypothetical. Bases 1 to 297 code for a protein of 98 amino acids. NCBI's taxonomy places the organism in Eukaryota, Oomycota, Peronosporomycetes, Peronosporales, Peronosporaceae. The transcript has a single exon. The record is from RefSeq and is a predicted model, not a curated record.
AUGGGAGAUGCCGAGGACGCGCAGUUGAACGGGUUUCAACAGAUUGCCGAGUUUAACUCCGCUACGUAUCUGUUGUGUUUCUUCCACGUGCUCUAUAACGUCCGAAAUCGGACUCGGCACUUGUCACCGAAUCACCGGAAGGCAGUGACAGAAGGAAUUAUGCGAAUUCACUACACCGCUGAUAUGAACACUUACUACGAGGAAAAGGAGAAAGUACUAGACGAGUGGAAAAUGGUGCCGCAGCUGACGUCCUUUGUCGCGUACUUCACAAACCAGUGGUUAGAAAACAGAUAUUAG